This is a messenger RNA of Python bivittatus (Burmese python), 2317 nucleotides long. NCBI's taxonomy places the organism in Eukaryota, Metazoa, Chordata, Lepidosauria, Squamata, Pythonidae. The record is from RefSeq and is a predicted model, not a curated record.
CAAGGCAGGCGAGAGGGGAGAGCCUUCUUCCCAGCCAGUGCCACCAUCUGGGGUAAAGGGCACUGCCCCACCGAGGGUUCCCCUUUGGAGCCAGCCUUGCUGGUGCUGUCUCCCCCUCUCCCACCUCCGCCCCGGCCCAGGGCUCUUAGCCCAAAGCCUCGUAAUUACUGCCUGCAAAUGGCCCCUGCUGUUCCCCAUUAGAUGCCCGUUAGCCCCCUGCGGAGAGCCGACUCAUCUGGCUGCCAGCCUUGGGCCCUGGAUAAACUUUGUGGAGGUCUGGGGGGGUCCUUCCUGCCAAGGCAGGCAGGCUGCCCCCCUUCAGGAGGGGCAUCCCUCCGAAAGGAAUCCACAGCCCUUCCAACUUGUGUACUGAGCUGAUGGGCCGUCUUGGCACCUUGUUUGUGCGCCCAUUAAUUCUCGGCCCUUCCCUGAUGGCCCAUUAGCAUCUGGGGCUUCUGGCCUCCCCGGGCCUCGGGAGUAUAAAGGAGGCCUCAGCCAGCCCUGGGAAGCUAGUCCUCUUGAGGAACCCCGAGCCAGAUAUGCUGCUCCUGCCGCUGCCCCUGCCGCUGCUCGCCUGGGCACCCGCUUGCCCCGCCAGGCCCGCCUGGGCCCCCGAAGACACCCGGGACCAGGCCCUGAAGAAGCUGCUGGAGGUCUUUGGCAUUGAGGACCCACCUCGGACCCCCCUGUACUUCAAGGAGCCCCCGCAGUACAUGGUGGACCUCUACAACACGGGCUGUUCUGGGGCUCGGGGCCAACGGCCUCCCUCUGCUUCCACUUCAGCUCAUGGCGACCAGACGCGGCUGCUCUUCCUCCUCUCCAGCGUGGCCAAGAACGAGGUCGUGCUGACGGCCGAGCUGCACCUCUUCAAGCUGCGGGCCAGGGGGCCCGAGGGGGCCCUCCUCCGGAGGCAGCACUUCUGCCAGAUAAGCUUUUAUCAGGUGCUGGACAAGGAGGCCCCGGACGCCCCCGAGGGGAAGAAGCUGCUCUCGGCGCGGCUGCUGGCUGUGCACGGCUUCGGCUGGGAGGUCUUCUCCAUCACGCAGGCGGUCCGUGACUGGGUGGCAGAAGAGAGCAGCAACCAGGGUUUGCUGGUGACGGUGGAGGGCCUUAGAGGGGUGCCCCUGGACUCCAGCACCGUGCAGUUUGCCUCGGGCAGGGAUCACCACGCCAGCAAGAACCCCAUGCUGGUCUUGUUCACCGACGACGGCCGGCGGGCGGCUGCCUUGCCCAGCAGCUUCCUUGGUUCGUCCCCAGGCGGCGCCGGCCUCCCCGAGCUCACCUCCAACAGGACCCGGGCCCCUCGCUCGGCGGAGAGCCCCCUGCCCUGCCAGCGGUACCCGCUCUCGGUGGACUUCGAGGAGAUCGGCUGGUCUGGCUGGAUCAUCUCUCCCCGGGGCUACAACGCCUAUCACUGCAAGGGCUCCUGCCCAUUCCCGCUGGGCGAGAACAUGCGGCCGACCAACCACGCCACAGUCCAGUCCAUCAUCAACGCCCUGAAGCUGAGCCAGGAGGUCAGCAGCCCCUGCUGCGUCCCGGACAAGCUCUUCUCCAUCAACCUGCUCUACUUCGAUGACGACGAGAACGUGGUGCUGAAGCAGUACGACAACAUGGUGGCGGGCAGCUGCGGCUGCCACUGAGCCCCGGGGACGGUGGAGCCUGGCUCUCCCCCCACCCCUGCCAGAAGAGCAGAAGAUUGGCAGCAGAGGACGGCAGACUCAGGCAGGCAAAGCUUAAUUAACUUACGAACUCUCUGCCCCAAGGUAGAAAUUCGCCUGCCAGCUUAAAAUGAUUUAAAGGGGGCGAGACGCGUUCAUGGAAGAGAGAGGUUAGCUGGCAGCAGCAGCAGCAGCAGCAACAGCAGCGCUGAUUUAAAAAGCAGAAGAAAAUGUAUUUAGGGUUUGCUAUGGCUAAGUGUCAUGCUAAAUAAGUCAAGCCUCCCUCUUCCGCAGCAGUCUACCUCCGAAUAGCAAAUGGUUGGGAGAAAAAGGGGAAGAGCUUCAGCUUCCACGUCUCGCCUGUGGGCUUCUCUCAUUGUCCAGAAUCGGGAUGUGGCUCUGGGCGUCCUGCUGUCCAUGUUCCCGGGAGGCAAAGCUGCAGCGCGUUUGAGUUGCACCAAGUUCCAUGGUGCCGUUGCACAUGCAGCCCUGCAGAAUGUACCAUACUGUAGAUAUCAAGCUGUUAAUUUAUAUAUAUAAAUAUGUGUAUAUAGACGACAAGCUCCCUGGACACUGCGACUUGUAAAUAUUUGUACGUCCUUAUUGCUGUAAUUAUUACUUUGCCAAGCGCCUUCUUGCGAGGGGCGCUGUCUUGACAU